AUGGUCGAAGUGAAGCUGCCCGAAUUUGUCGUUGAUGAAAACCACCCCAUCGGGUACAUCAUCAGCGGCAUACAAACUUUCGUCCAUGACAGUGUUAGGUUAAUAAGGAAGUGUACGAAGCCGAACAAGAAGGAGUAUACUAACAUCGUGUAUGCCUGCUCCUUUGGCUUUCUCAUCAUGGGAUUCAUUGGGUACACCAUCAAGCUUGUCUUCAUUCCGAUAAAUAACAUUUUCGUCGGUUCAUACUGA
Plasmodium inui San Antonio 1 is the source of this 249-nucleotide messenger RNA. Its product is annotated as protein transporter SEC61 subunit gamma. The transcript has a single exon. The coding region runs from base 1 to 249 and encodes 82 amino acids. The record is from RefSeq and is a predicted model, not a curated record. Gene Ontology annotation, cellular component: Ssh1 translocon complex; membrane. NCBI's taxonomy places the organism in Eukaryota, Apicomplexa, Aconoidasida, Haemosporida, Plasmodiidae. Gene Ontology annotation, molecular function: transmembrane protein transporter activity. Gene Ontology annotation, biological process: post-translational protein targeting to membrane, translocation; protein targeting.